This is a messenger RNA of Mangifera indica (mango), 2146 nucleotides long. Its product is annotated as dnaJ protein ERDJ3A-like. The coding region runs from base 142 to 1866 and encodes 574 amino acids. Lineage: Eukaryota; Viridiplantae; Streptophyta; Magnoliopsida; Sapindales; Anacardiaceae. The transcript has 7 exons. The record is from RefSeq and is a predicted model, not a curated record.
ACGUCAUCUAACAUCCUGGGGACAUCGACCCGAAGUAUCUGGAAUUUCUCAAACCCAGGAACCUAUUUAUUCUUGCAUCCUUCGAUUUCUCUCCUUCGUUAUAAAGCACUGCAAAAUCUCAGUAACGGUUCAGGCUCGAAGAUGAUGAAUAACCGUUUACUGUUGUCUCUUUUCGUAUUUACAACUAUUUUGAUCUCAAACCUGGAAGCCAAAACGGUUGACCCUUACAAGGUUCUUGGGGUUGAGAAAAACGCGAGCCAACGUGAAAUUCAGAAAGCCUUCCACAAGCUUUCUCUUCAAUAUCACCCAGACAAGAACAAAAAUAAAGGGGCUCAGGAGAAAUUUGCUGAGAUUAACAAUGCAUAUGAUAUUUUAUCUGAUGAAGAGAAGAGAAAAAAUUAUGAUUUGUAUGGAGAUGAAAAGGGCAAUCCUGGAUUUAAUGCUGGUCAUCCUGGGGAUCACGGUGGGUAUACUUACUUCACAAGUGGUGGACCAGGGCAAAGUUGGUUUACUUCUGGGCCUGGUGAAUGGGAGAACAUGGGUGGGCAGGGAAGCUCCCGAACUUUCUCAUUUUCCUUUGGUGGUCCUAGUGGAGGGAAUUCAUUUGGUUUUGGCUUGGAUGAUAUUUUCUCCAACUUUUUUGGGGGCAAUGUCAAAGGUGGGGGUAAAUUUGGUGGUUUUAGUGGUUCUUCUGGCUCUCAAUCUCGAUCUCAGAAUCCUCCUAAGAGCCUCAGAGCCAUAAAUUCACAGGUCUUCAAGAAAGAAAUAACUGACCGGGGGAUGACUUGGCUUUUGUUAUCUUACACACCCUCUUUGAAGGGGGACCAGUAUUAUGAAUCCAUUAUUGGGGAGGUUGCCAGUUUACUGGAAGGAGCUGUAAAGGUUGGCAGCAUGAAUUGUGAAACUGAAUUAUCUUUCUGUAAAGAACUUGGAAUACAUUCUCGUAGGGCUCCCCGGAUAUUUGUUUAUUCAUACAAAACUGGUGAUAAGGGUUCUUUGGUGGAGUACAAUGGUGAUUUGACUGCAAAGAAUUUAAAAUCUUUUUGUCAAGACCACUUGCCCAGAUAUUCAAAGCAGAUUGACCUGAAUCAUUUUGGAUUUUCCCCUAAUACGGAGGAAAAAUUUGCAAGGGUGCUACUUCUUUCCACAAAAAGAGAUACACCUGUAAUUUGGCGAGUUCUCAGUGGCUUGUAUCAUAAAAGAUUAAUUUUCUACAAUGUGAAGGUUCAUGAUGUUUCUGAUCCAGCACUGAAGAAGUUAGGAGUUGAUGCCCUUCCAGCUAUAGUUGGUUGGUUGUCAAACGGAGAGAAGCAUGUCCUUAAAACAGGGAUUUCUGUGAAAGAUCUGAAAUCUUCAAUUCAUGAUCUCAGUACUUUACUUGAUGUUUUUGAGAAAAAGAACAAAAAAGCAGCUUCGUCUCAGGAUAGCACUGCACAAACUGAUUCAGUGGAGAGGAAGAUAUCUCUGCUGACAGUAUCAAAUUUUGAUGCUGUAUGUGGGGAGGCAACUCCUGUUUGUAUUAUAGGUGCUUUCAGAUCAUCCAAAGGAAGGGAGAAACUGAAUUCCAUUUUAUUUGAUGUUUCACAGAAAUCAUUUUCCAGGCAACAAAUUUCGGCCUUUGGCUCAAGAAACUCUGUGUCUUAUGCCCUCUUAGAUGCUACAAAGCAGUCAUCAUUCUUAAGUGCAUUUGAUAGAUCUGGAUUCAAAUCAUUUGAUAAGUUGUUGGUGGCCUACAAACCUAAAAGGGGGAAGUUUGCAGCAUUUACUGGAGAAAUGACCAAAGAAGAAGUGGAAACAUUUAUUGGCUCUGUUCUUAAUGGGGAUGUACAAUUUGUGAAGACACGGCAGAAGCCUGUGAUCAAGUGAUGAAAAUUAAACUGGUAACUGAACCUAGUAUGUAACAUGGUGUAAUGGGAAAGCGAUAGCAUGGCGAAAAUUUUGAUCAUCAUCUAAGUAACAGCAAUGAUACAAGGUAAGGCGCGAUGCUUAUGAUUUGCACAUCAAGUUGAGGGGCAGAGCAUCUGCAUUGCAGGAGUGUGGAAAUUUUUUUUACCACACGAGAUUCAUAUUAUCUCAACAACUAUAUAUAUAUAUGUUGUGAAUUAAUAGAUCAAUGAUUUAAUAUUAUUUUUUUCUUAAAAUUAAA